This is a messenger RNA of Paramuricea clavata, 950 nucleotides long. The record is from the annotation of a GenBank genome assembly. Lineage: Eukaryota; Metazoa; Cnidaria; Anthozoa; Malacalcyonacea; Plexauridae.
AUGCCCGAUCGUCCAUGGGAGAAAGUUAAAGUUGACUUUUAUGGGCCUCUCCCAUCGGGACACUACGUGCUGGUAGUAAUUGACUGUUAUUCACGAUUUCCUGAAGUGGAAACUCUGAAGUCCAUUUCAGCUAAGAAGGUUAUUCCUAAAUUGGAUUCUAUAUUUUCGAGGCACGGUAUCCCUGCUCAGCUCACUUCUGAUAAUGGACCGCCAUUCCAGGGGCAUGAAUUUAACCAAUAAAUGACUGCCAUGUGUAUAAAACAUUGCACCUCCACACCGUUAUGGCCGCAAGGAAAUGCAAAGGCUGAAGCAUUCAUGAAGCCUCUUGGCAAAUGUAUCAGGUCUGCACACUUGCAAAAGCGACCAUGGCAGCAGGAACCCUCAAAGUUCUUACUUACAUAUAGGCAAACCCCACACUCUACAACCAAAGUUCCCCCAGCACAACUUUUGUUCAAUCGCAAUAUUCAAGGGAAAUUGCCAACAAUUACACCAACCCAUUAGUCAACAGACACAGCGAAGCACAGGCAAACCAAGGACAACAGAGAGAUAAGGCAAAGCAAUAUGCAGAUAAGAGACGCCAUGCUCGACCAAGCAACAUUAAAGUUGGUGACCAGGUCUUGGUGAAGCAGCAAAAGCGCAAUAAGUUAUCAACUAACUUUUCUCCCCAACCAUAUACGGUGACGGCCAUCAAGGGUUCCAAGGUGGUAGCAGAAAAUAAAGACCAUCGGAUCACCCGAAAUUCUUCAUUUUUUAGGAAACUUAAUAAGGAAAAGUGGAUGGCAGAAGAAGAAGACGACGAAAUGCCGGUAGCUAGAACGAGAGGAAGUGAAGUAGAAAAUGCCGGGGAGAUACAGCAAGAGGAACAACAUGAUGGUUUGAGAAGAUCAACAAGAAACUGCAUGCCGGUUGAACAUUAUGGGUUACCUGUACAUUCGUCAAUAAUAACUUGA